UAUUUUGGUCUGUGAUGUGACGUCAUUAGGCUGCGCUGCGCUUCUGCGUCUGAGAUUCAACUGAAGAAAGGACAAAGUGUCAAAAAACACAGAAAAACUCCUGAAGCACUGAAAUCCACACAACACAGUUAUAAAGAUGGAGUUUAUUAAAGAGGAGAGUGAAGAUGUGAAGAUAGAAGAAACAUUCAGAGUCAAACAAGAAGAUACUGAGGAUCAAACAAAGUUUGAGUUUACUAAAGAGGAAAGUGAAGAAACAUUCAAACAUGAAGAUACUGAGGAACAAACACAGAUGGAGUUUAUUAAAGAGGAAAGUGAAGACAUGAAGAUUGAAGUAUUCAAUCUGAAACCUGAAGAUACUGAGGAACAAACAGAUCUGAUGACACUGAAAGAGGAGAAUCAAGAACUGAAUGACACUCAAGAGAUAGAUCAAAAUGAGAAACAGCAUGAUUUCAAUACAGAAGAAGAAUCGAUUGGUUGCUCACAGACUGAAAAGACCUCCUUACCCAAAAAAGCUCAAAAUACACAAACUACAAACCUUGAUUCCCACUUAAGAAAUCAUGCUGGAGAGAGGCCUUACACCUGCCAACAGUGUGAAAAGAGUUUUACACGGAAAUAUUACCUUACUGCCCACAUGAAAAUUCACUCUGGAGAGAAGCCUUACACAUGCAAUCAGUGUGGAAAGAGCUUUACACAGAAAAGUCAACUUACUGUCCACAUGAGAAUUCACACUGGAGAGAAACCCUUCACCUGUGAACUGUGUGAGAAGAGUUUCAGACUAAAUGCAGAGCUCAAGACUCACAUGAUAAAGCACACGGGAGAGAAACCUUACACAUGUAGUCAGUGUGGAAAGAGUUUCACACAAAACAGUCAAUUUAAAGUUCACAUGAGAAGUCACACAGGAGAGAAGCCUUUCACCUGCAAACAGUGUGGGAAGAGUUUCACACGAAAUAGAUAUCUUAAGAAUCACAUGAUUAAUCACACUGAAAAGAAACCAUUCGUAUGCUCUCAGUGUGGAAAGUGUUUUACACAGAAAAGAGCCUUCGAUGCCCACAUGGUAAUUCACACUGGAGAGAGUCCUUUCACCUGCCAUCGGUGUGGAAAGAGUUUUAGACUAAAAGAAAACCUUCAGAAUCACAUGAAAAUUCACACUGGAGAGAAGACUUUCGAAUGUCAGUGUGGAAAGAGAUUUACACAGAAAAAACGGCUCGAUACCCACAUGAGAGUUCACACCGGAGAGAAGCCUUUCACCUGCGAACUGUGUGGGAAGAGUUUCACGAAUAAGACAAACUUAAAGACUCACAAUAGAAUUCACACUGGAGAGAAUCCUUUCACAUGUGAUCAGUGUGGACAGAGUUUCAGAUAUAAUGCAAACCUCAUCAGUCACAUGAAGAUUCACUCAGAGAAGAGUUUUAAAUGUCAUCAGUGCGAGAGGAGUUUCACAGACAUGAAUCAACUUCAGGAUCAUGUAAUAACUCACAACUGAGAAAAGCCUUCAUCACUGUGGAAAGAGUUUCACAAGAGAUGAAAGCCUCAAGAUUCACAUGAGAGUUCACACUGGAGAGAAACCGUACAAGUGUCUUGAGUGUGAGAAGAGUUUCACGUCAACGCAGCAUGAAACGUCAUUUGCGAACUCAUUCGGAGAAGAAAUUGCCAUUUUCCUUCGUAUGAAGAGGUUUAGAAAAAGGAGAGAUUUCUACACUCAUCUGUGCAUUCAAUUUGGAAGACAAUUCAAUUGUAGUCAGUGUAAUAAUUUAAUAAUAAUUUGUCAUCCACUGAAAAGUCAUGCAAAUGGGAGACCCAGUUUGUGUUUUGUUGAAGAUAUGACUAGAAAACAUUUUCAGAAAAAUUCUACAUCUGAUUUUUACCUUCAUGACGACUACUUUUACUUGCGUUCUUCCUCUCUGCAUGCUUCUUCUUAAGGCAUCUUCUUUUCUUUUGUGCAUUUUUACUCCUGAGGCCAAACCUGAUAACCAUCUUUGCUUUAAUGUCACUCAAUUCAAUGUGUUGAUUUCCUUUGAAUCGAAAUCGUAGUCAAACUUUUACCUUGCUGGGAAAUCAACAAUGUAAUUGGAAGAUUACAAAUAAACUGACAUAAACCAAACAAAAUAACUUGUUCCCAUUGAUUGUAGGUGUAUUUCAGAUUAUUGUUAAGUUUACUGUAAAGGGAGAUUCAAUGGUGUAGUCAUGGAGAGAAUUUCUACACCUUUCAUAUUUAGAGAUGGAUAAAAGCAAGCAAUGUCAUGAAGGUAUAAGCGGGUUAAUUUGAUGUUUUUUAACUUUAUUUUUAAUUUUGAUAAUGUUUUAUUUAACCCUGUGUGGUCAAACUUCAGUCUGGUUAAAACAGACUCCUCCCUUCUUUUCCUUCCAAUAAUACCCUAUGGAUAAAUACAUUUCUGUAUACUGUAUUUUCUUCCAGUAGUAUCCAUGUCCCAUACGUCCUGCCAUUUCUUCAUUAUUUCUUUUUUAAUUAUUGCUUUAGCUUCCCCUUUGCCAAAUUGAAUAUUUAUAAUAUCGUUUAUCCUGGUUGAUUCCUUUGCUAUUUUGUCUGCUUUCUCAUUCCCUUUUAUAUUUACAUGAGCAGGUACCUAGCAGAAUCUCACAUCUAUCUGAAGCCUCCUCAAUCUAAAUAAACGCUGGUGUAUUUCUAGCAUUAAAUCUUCUCUAUUAGAUCUCAUAUUUUGAAUACUGUGAAGGACUGCUACAGAGUCAACACAACUACCACAUCUGGGGCCUGUACCAUGAAGCUGGCUUAGGUGGCUAGCCAGCUAUGUUUCAGCUUAGUUUCCACCAACUCUGGGUUUUAGGUACUAUGAAAGUAGCUCGGCUUUAAUCGGUGUUCGUUGCCAUGGUAUUUUACGCUGCACGGCUAACCUGCUCCGGGGCAGGUUAUGACUGAAGUUUGACCAAUCAGCUGUGAGCAAAGAAACAUAUAGGUGACGUAACUAAUUCCCAGUGUCUAUUCACUGUUGCAAUGGCUUCACCUUUUCUCCCAAAUCCUGUGGACAUCUCCGCACAAAUUGUUAGACGAGCACUUCGUAGAGAAAGAGUUUUUAGGGACAGACAAAAUCCAUUUGACUUUCCUGAUACUUACUUGUAUGAAAGAUACAGAUUUUCAGUGGAAAAGUAUCUUUGUGAACUUCUUGAGCCGCACAUAACAAAUGUGACUCGUCGAAGCCAUGCCCUUACUGUACCGCAAAUGGUAUGUAUUGCGUUGCGUUUUUUGCAAGUGGUACAUACUUGUAUGCGGUCGGGGAUGCAGAGAAUCUAGGGAAAAACACGGUCUGUCGAACCAUUCGAAAGGUGGUCCUCGCUCUGCAGGGGUACAUAUACAGCUUCAUUGUGUUCCCUGGACAUUUAUUGACCAUGUCCAUAAAAGAGGGCUUUUAUAAAAUUGCCGGUAAGAUAUCUUGAUAGACAUCACAUGAACAAAUUUAACAUUUCACACUCAUUUUUUUUCGUCUUCAAAAAAAGCAUAUUUCACACUUAGAAAUCUAUUAUACAGUAGUCUGCAGUAGCUACCUGUUAAGAAUUAUUUUAAAUAUAUAUUUUUAAUUCCUAUGAUAGGAUUCUCUAGAGUCAUAGGAGCAAUAGACUGCACACAUGUUGCAAUCUCCGCAGCUCUCGGAGAACAUGAGGCAGAUUAUGUGAACAGAAAGUCCUUUCACAGCCUUAAUGUUCAGGUAGGGCUACUAUAUAGCCUAUGUGAAUUUUUUUGAUUUUUUGCAUUGAGAUCAAUCUUUAAAUAAAUAGUAACUAACAGAUAGGACAAUUAUUUACUGUACAUUUCAUCUGCAGAUGACUUUGAUCACAAGUUUGGAUGACAAAUGGCCUGGCUCUGUGCAUGACAAAUUUUCUGUGAGCCUAUUUUGUGUCAGCGCUUUGAGAAAGGCAAGUUAAAUUUGGUACAGUACACUAUAAAGUUUUAAUUUUAAUAGCAAAACUUACACAAUUUUCCCCUUUUCUGUUCUAUGACAGGACUUUUUGAUGGCUUGUUGGUUGGAGAUCGAGGUUCUGCAUGCUAGAGGUUUUUGCUAACCCCCUAUCCUGACCCUCAGACAGGGCCACAAAACCGCUUCGAUGUGGCCCUCAGUAAAACCAGGGUCAAGAUCGAGAUGACCUUAGGCGUUUAAGAGUGUCACCAGAGCGGGCAUCACAGAUAGUGGCUGCAUGUACCAUUCUGCAUAAUAUAGCCAUUAUUAGAAACGAGCGAGUACCACCACAAAACCAGCUUCUCCCUGAUGAAAUUGACCCCAUCACACUUGACCACCCAGCUGGCGCAGCUGUCAGAGAUGCAAUCACAACACAAUAUUUUACUUAAUAAGAGCACACUGACACUGCAGAUAUGUCUCAAACUGUUUUAUUGGUCAUCAUGUGACUAGGGGGGAAGUAAGAGUGCAGGAAAAAUUACAUUACAUUAGUUCUAGACUCCUUUUGUAAAGGGCCCUGACUGAGUCUGUUUCCACCUGAAACAAUUCCACCACAAACAAUCAUUACACGUUUUCUGGAGGUUGAUCAAAUCACAAAAAGUGGCAUGACUUUCUACAAACACAGGACUGACUGUAAUUUAUGUGAAGGGUUUAAAGCAUUACCCUGUUCACAUUCCUUCUAUAGCCCAUUGAGGUAGAGGCUUCAGUUUCUGGGGCAGGUCGUGAAAAAUCCUACAAAAGAAGUGUAUGGGCCAGUCCCAUACACAAAAGAAAUAUAUUUGAAAUAUAUUUUCAUAAUAUGUUUUGGAAUAUAUGCAAAUAUUUGAAAUUGGCCCAAUAAAUAUAUUUCACACUUAACAAUGUAUUUUUGUUAUAUUUCAGAAUAUAUUUCAAUGUAUUUUUUUCUGUAUGGGCCCCGAAAAGUGUCAAAAAUAUGUGUGUCAUAUAUUCCAAAUACAUUGAACUAUACUCUGAAAUAUAUAUAUUAAAAAAAUGAUGUUAAGUGUGAAAUA
This is a messenger RNA of Carassius gibelio (silver crucian carp), 4939 nucleotides long. Its product is annotated as gastrula zinc finger protein XlCGF57.1. Gene Ontology annotation, molecular function: RNA polymerase II cis-regulatory region sequence-specific DNA binding; DNA-binding transcription factor activity. Gene Ontology annotation, biological process: regulation of transcription by RNA polymerase II. NCBI's taxonomy places the organism in Eukaryota, Metazoa, Chordata, Actinopteri, Cypriniformes, Cyprinidae. The transcript is spliced from 3 exons. The record is from RefSeq and is a predicted model, not a curated record. The coding region runs from base 137 to 1483 and encodes 448 amino acids.